Molecule: messenger RNA, 1019 nt
Organism: Notothenia coriiceps (black rockcod)
Lineage: Eukaryota; Metazoa; Chordata; Actinopteri; Perciformes; Nototheniidae
Product: coiled-coil domain-containing protein 142
Exons: 6
Source: RefSeq, a predicted model, not a curated record
ACCUUCUCUUCCCUGCUGCUGCACACCUUCUCCAGUGACUGCAAGAGGAUGUCAGGGGAGAUCUUUGAGCAGACCAUGCCCUCUGCUGGACACUGGAGACCCAGCCUCAGGACAGGUUUUCCCAGCAGCCCCAGUGAGUAUGUGACUCUGGCAGCUCAGACUGUGAUUGGCCAGGUUUUAGAGGGCGUGGCUCCACUGUCCGAGGAUGCCCGUGUCCAGGCUCUGAGCAUCACAACCACAGCUUUCAUGGAGGCCUGGAUGGAGCACAUCCUGAAACAGAGGAUCAAAUUCAGUGUGCAGGGGGCUCUCCAGCUGAAGCAGGACUUUGAUUCCAUCAGAGAGUUGAUCCAGUCUGACAGAUACGGUCUGUCAGCAGAACUCCACCAGCGCCUGCUCAGCCUCCGGGUGUUCCAGCAGGUGGACUCAGCCGUGAUGUGCCUGCUCCAGCAGCCGCAGGCCAAACCGUACCUGAGGCCCCGAGCCUGGGAGCCGUUCACUCGAUGCUGCCCGGCCAGCAGCAGAGACAGCAUGGACGCAGCAGGCGGGAGCAGUAUCACCAACCUGAGGAGCAUGGAGGGGGAGGAGCUGACUCCGUGUGGUCCUUCAGUGGUGACCUCUGACCUCCCUCCUCUGAACCCCCCCUCCCCUGGAGAGCCCUACCUCGCCCCCAGUGCCGCUCUGGGUGCUGCUCAGAGGGAGUGGCUGGAGCUGAGGAUCCACAGCAGCACCCCCCGCUGGAGGCUGCCGGGACUGCACUGCCUCUGGAAGUCUGAACCCUGACCACACACACACACACACACACGCACACACACACGCACACGCACACACACACACACACACACACACACACGCUCUUUGGAAUCAAAGUCGUAGUUUGAUGUAUUCAGUACAAACAUUUUAUUUUGGUUGUGAAUAUGUUUUGCAAAUAAGAAUGUGAAAACCCCCAUGUAUUAUUUGUAAUAAUGUAAGGAAGAUUUCAUAAUUUCUUUUAAAAUAUGUAAGAUAUUUGCUUUACCACU